Messenger RNA from Acanthosepion pharaonis, 2484 nucleotides. The record is from the annotation of a GenBank genome assembly. NCBI's taxonomy places the organism in Eukaryota, Metazoa, Mollusca, Cephalopoda, Sepiida, Sepiidae.
AUGGUUAUCUUCUUGGGCUUGGCUUCUUCUUUAUGGCUUCUUCUUGGUAAGCUUUUGCUUCUUUUAUAUCUUCUUCUUGGUAUCUUCUUCAAUAUCUUCUUCUUGGUAUCUUCUUCAGCUUUGCUUCUUCUUUAUCAGCUUCUUCUUGGUAUCUUCUUUUCAGCUUUGAUAUCUUCUUCUUUAUCUUCUUCUUCUUGCUUUAUCUUCUUGUUUCUUUUGAAAUCUUCUUCAACAUGCUUCUUCUUUAUGGCUUCUUUUCUUGAUAUAUCUUCUUGCUUGGCUUCUUCUUUUAGGCUUCUUCUUGGUAUUUUUAAUCUUCUUCUUGAUUCCAAGGUCCUUGGUAUCUUACUUAUUUCUGAUAUUCUUCUUCUUGGUAUCUUCUUUCUUUUAUUUCUGGCUGAUAUUCUUUCUUCUUCUUGUCUUCUUCUUCAGCUUCUUGUAUCUUCUUCUCCUUUCUAUCUUCUUCUUGAUGGACUUCUUCUUUAUCUUCUUCUUGUGGCUUUCUUCAGCUUGAUUCUUCUUUGUCGGCUUCUUUUGAUGUCUUCCUUAUUCAGCUUUGAUGGCUUCUUCUUGGUAUCUUCUUGCACAUCCCAUUUUUUCAGCUUCUUUGGCAUAAGCUUUGCUUCUUUAUCUUGGCUUCAUUCUUCGCGGCUUCUUCCUUUCUUCUUCUUGUUGUUUAGUAACCAACAUUAUGAUCUUUUAUUUUUCUUAUUUUGUUUGUCUCUCUUCAUCAUUUUCUCCCUUUUUGUUUGUUGUCCCUCAUUUACUCACUCUUUCUUUUUCUCUUCUUUGAUCUUUUCUUUCUUUGAUAUUUUAUUGUCCUUUAUCUUAGCCUUUUCUUUCUUUUCAUUUUUCUUUUUCUCACCCUCUCUUUGUUUUUCCUCUUUUUCAUCCUCUCUUUUUCUUGUCCUCUCUUUUUUCCCUCUUUUUCUUGUCCUCUCUUUUUUCCCUCUUUUUCUUGUCCUCUCUUUUUUCCCUCUUUUUCUUGUCCUCUCUCUUUUUUUUCCCUCUUUUUCUUGUCCUCUCUCUUUUUUUUCCCUCUUUUUCUUGUCCUCUCUCUUUUUUUUCCCUCUUUUUCUUGUCCCUGCUUUUUUUUCCCUCUUUUUCUUGUCCCUGCUUUUUUUUCCCUCUUUUUCUCAUCCCUGCUUUUUUUCCCUCUUUUCUCAUCCCUGCUUUUUUUUUCCCUCUUUUUCUCAUCCUCUUUUUUUUUUCCUCUUUUUCUCAUCCCUGCUUUUUUUUUCCCUCUUUUUCAUCCCUCUUUUUUUUCUUUUUCUCAUCCCUUUUUUUUCCCUCUUUUUCUCAUCCCUGCUUUUUUUUCCCUCUUUUUCUCAUCCCUGCUUUUUUUUCCCUCUUUUUCUCAUCCCUGCUUUUUUUUCCCUCUUUUUCUCAUCCCUGCUUUUUUUUCCCUCUUUUUCUCAUCCCUGCUUUUUUUUCCCUCUUUUUCUCAUCCCUGCUUUUUUUUCCCUCUUUUCUCAUCCCUGCUUUUUUUUCCUCUUUUUUCUCCUCUCUUUUCCCCCUUUUUCUCAGCCUCUUUCUUUCUCUCUCUGUUUUUCCUCUCUUUUCUCAUCUCCUUUUUCUUUCUCUCUUUUUCUCAUCCUCCUCUUUUUUUCCUCUCUUUUCUCUUCUCUCUGUUUUUCCUCUUUUUCUCUUCUCUCUGUUUUUCCCUCUUUUUCGUCCUCUCUUUUUUUCCUCUCUUUUCGUCCUCUCUCUCUCUUUCUCGUCUCUCUCUCUUUUUGCUCUCUUUCUUUCUCUGUUUUGCUCUCUCUUCGUCUCUCUGUUUUUUGCUCUCUUUCUCGUCCUCCUCUCUGUUUUUGCUCUCUUUCUCGUCCUCUCUCUGUUUUUCCUCUCUUUCUCGUCCUCUCUCUGUUUUUGCUCUCUUUCUCGUCCUCUCUCUGUUUUUGCUCUCUUUCUCGUCCUCUCUCUGUUUUUGCUCUCUUUCUCGUCCUCUCUCUGUUUUUGCUCUCUUUCUCGUCCUCUCUCUGUUUUUCCUCUUUUUCUUGGUCUCUAUUUUUUUCCCUCAUUUUCUCAUCCUCUUUUUUCUUUCAUCUUUUUUCUCAUCCUCUCAUUGUUUUUCUUCUUUUCCCCGUCUUUUCUUUGUUUUUCCUAUUUUUCUCUCUCACUCAUCCAACUUCCUGCUCAUCACUAAUUCUUUUUUUUUUUUUCCAAUUCCUUCCCUCCCUAAAUAGGUUCUCACUUUCCCAUCUUUCUAACCCUUUCUAUAUCUAUUUUUCUAUUUUCUUUUUUCUUCAUUCACUUUGCCAUUCUUCCUCUAUCAUCUCUUUAUUCCCAUCCUCUUCUUUCUCCCAACCACUCCUAUUCAUUCUCUUUAGCCUCUUCUUUUCUCCCAACCACUCCUAUUCAUUCUCUUUAGCCUCUUCUUUUCUCCCUAUUCAUUCUCUCUUUUACCUCUUCUUUCUACCUUUCCUCCUAUUCAUUCUCUUUAGCCUCUUCUUUCUACCAACCACUCCUAUUCAUUCUCUUUAG